Messenger RNA from Thamnophis sirtalis, 918 nucleotides. RefSeq names its product heme binding protein 1 (gene HEBP1). Gene Ontology annotation, molecular function: heme binding. The record is from RefSeq and is a predicted model, not a curated record. NCBI's taxonomy places the organism in Eukaryota, Metazoa, Chordata, Lepidosauria, Squamata, Natricidae.
GAGAGCCGCGACAGCCUUUGCCUCUCUGUCUGCGCGAAAGCCAAUCGGCCGGGAAACGCUGCUUCUUACGGAACGGAUCAUCCGCCACAGCCCUUCCAGCAUGUUUGGAAUGAUCAGAAAUUCCCUUUUUGGGACCGCGGAGGUUUGGCCCUGCCGGGUUCUGAGCAGGGGGGAGAAGGAUGAUGUAGCCUAUGAGGAAAGGACAUAUGAAGGUGGGAUGUUUGCCAGUGUUGAACUCUCCGGAAAGCCCUUUGACGAGGCUUUACGUGAAGCAGUGCUGAAGCUUCUUAAAUAUGUUGGAGGAAGCAAUAAUCAAGGAGCUGGCAUGGGCAUGAUGGCCCCAGUGUGUAGCACAGUCUAUCCUGCAGAGGACGGAUCAUUGCAGCAGAAGGUGAAAGUUCUGCUACGGAUUCCAAGCCAGUUCCAAGACAACCCCCCUUCACCGAGUGAUGAGAGCAUCCGGGUUGAGAAAAGGGAAGAAAUGGUUGUUUAUUCUACGCUGUUUGGAGGCUAUGCAAAAGAAAUAGACUAUGUGAAUAAUGCAGCCAAGCUAACUUCUGCUUUAGGAAAUGAGGCAUCCUUCCACAAAGACUUCUAUUUUUGCAAUGGUUACGAUCCCCCCAUGAAACCCUAUGGGCGGCGCAAUGAAGUUUGGCUGUUGAAAAAAGUGACCAAUUAAAAAAGCUGGAAGGAAUUCUAGAAAAAUAUUCACCAGUGCCAUGGAAAGCAAUGAAAGUGAAAACAAGAAAACUAAAGAGGGCUUGCUUUUGAGAUUCAUUCAGCAUUUCUUUUUUUUUUAAUUUUUAAUGAACAUAUAUUCAUAAAAUUCUUUUGUAUUUGCCAUUUAUUUCACAAGGCAUAUAUUUAUAUUUCUUGAAAUGAUUUUUCUCCUUACAGAAUAGGAAGAAUAAAGUGCCU